This is a messenger RNA of Centrocercus urophasianus (Greater sage-grouse), 3457 nucleotides long. It is a transcript of the gene ARHGAP17, whose product is annotated as Rho GTPase activating protein 17. The record is from RefSeq and is a predicted model, not a curated record. Gene Ontology annotation, biological process: regulation of actin cytoskeleton organization; positive regulation of GTPase activity; regulation of Rac protein signal transduction. Gene Ontology annotation, molecular function: protein binding; GTPase activator activity. NCBI's taxonomy places the organism in Eukaryota, Metazoa, Chordata, Aves, Galliformes, Phasianidae. The coding region runs from base 56 to 2701 and encodes 881 amino acids. The transcript is spliced from 20 exons. Gene Ontology annotation, cellular component: cytosol; cytoplasm; intracellular anatomical structure.
GCAGCGCAGCGCAGGCAGCGGGAGCCCGGCGGGAGGCCGGGGCGCGGCCGCCGCCAUGAAGAAGCAAUUCAACCGCAUGAAGCAGCUGGCCAACCAGACCGUCGGCAGGGCUGAGAAAACAGAGGUGCUUAGUGAAGACCUGCUGCAGAUCGAGAGACGUCUUGACACUGUGAGAUCUGUUUUCCACAUCGCACAGAAACGGUUAAUUGCGUGUUCUCAGGGCCAGUAUGGUACAGACCCUGAUAAGAGACAUAAAAAGCUUCCUCUAACAGCUCUUGCUCAAAAUAUGCAAGAGGGAUCUGCCCAGCUAAGUGAUGAAACGCUGUUGGGGAAAAUGCUUGAUACGUGUGGUGAUGCAGAGAAUAAAUUGGCAUUGGAGCUCUCCCAUCAUGAAGUACAGAUUGAAAAGGACAUUCUAGAACCACUGAGCACGCUAACAGAGGUAGAGAUUCCCAACAUUCAGAAGCAGAGGAAACAGCUUGCGAAACUGGUUUUGGACUGGGAUUCUGCUAGGGGAAGGUAUAACCAAGCCCACAAGACUUCAGGAACAAAUUUUCAAAUGCAUCCUUCAAAAAUAGAUUCCCUUAAGGAAGAAAUGGAUGAAGCUGGAAAUAAAGUAGAGCAAUGCAAGGAUCAACUAGCAGCAGAUAUGUAUAACUUUGUGUCCAAAGAAGGAGAAUAUGCUAAGUUUUUUGUUAUGUUAUUAGAAGCACAAGCAGAUUACCAUAGAAAAGCAUUAACAGUCAUAGAAAAGGUCCUACCCGAAAUUCAAGCCCAUCAAGACAAAUGGACUGAAAAACCAGCCUUUGGAACACCAUUGGAAGAGCAUCUCAAGCGCAGUGGUCGUGAAAUUGCAAUCCCUAUUGAAGCCUGUGUAAUGAUGCUUCUGGAGACAGGGAUGAAGGAGGAGGGCUUAUUCAGAAUUGCUGCUGGAGCCUCCAAGUUAAAAAAGCUCAAAGCUGCCUUAGACUGUUCAACUUCACAACUUGAUGAAUUUUAUUCUGAUCCCCAUGCUGUUGCAGGUGCCUUGAAGUCCUACUUGCGAGAAUUGCCAGAGCCUUUAAUGACCUACAGUCUUUAUGAAGAGUGGACACAAGCUGCAAAUAUUCAGGACCAGGAUAAGAAGCUACAAGAGUUAUGGAGGAUUUGUAACAAAUUACCUAAGCAUUUUCAUGCUAAUUUCAGGUAUUUAAUCAAAUUUUUAGCAAAGCUUGCACAGAACAGUGAUGUCAACAAAAUGACACCCAGCAAUGUCGCAAUAGUCCUGGGCCCCAACUUGUUGUGGGCAAAAACCGAAGGAUCCCUUGCUGAAAUGGCAGCAGCAACUUCGGUCCAUGUGGUAGCAAUUAUUGAGCCAAUUAUUCAGCAUGCAGACUGGUUCUUCCCUGGAGAUCAAGACUUCAAUGUGUCUGGGGCAUUUGUUGCAGUUCCUGCUGUUAAUUCAAAUCAUUUGUCACACACUGGGAAUGAAUAUGAUUCUGGGACACUGGAACGGAAGAGGCCUGUUAGUAUGGCUGUAAUGGAGGGGGAUUUAUUGAAGAAGGAAAGCUUUGGUGUCAAGGUUAUGGACUUCCAAGCAAACCCUCGGAGAUGUGGCACUAUAAAUAGAAAGCACACAUCCCCAGCUUUCCAGCCACCACUUCCACCCACAGAGGCUGGCAUGUUGGCUCAUUCUGGAGCAGAGCAGCACUCACAAGCUGCUGUGGCUGAAACAAGCCCAGUGGGUGCUGGUUUUGCCCUAUCUGCUGGCACAGCAGAACAGUUACAAAGCCAAGGAAAUGAGGAUGUCAGUACCUCAAAACCUAAGGACAACGCAUCUUCAGCUACUCCUCCACCCGUGAGAAACGGUGGGCAUGUGAAUGCUGCCCCAAACCAGUCAGCAAGUAGCAGUAAUCAGCUUUCUGUUAAUCAGCCACAGAAUGCAGCAGGUCCCAGUCCCCAUUCAGUGAGAAGAGCUGUUAAAAAGCCUGCGCCAGCACCUCCCAAGCCAGCUAACCCCCCGCCAGGGCAGCCAGGAAGCCAAAGCUCUGCUCCAGCUGCUCAGCCACCUUCAAUCUCUCCAAAGCCACUUGCCAGAAGCUCUUCUCCUCCUGCCCAACAUGCAAACCAGGGAGCAGCCCUGACCUCCAGUUCCCAGGUUUCUGCACCUCGGCGAUACUCCAGCAGCCUGUCCCCAAUCCAAGCUCCCAGCCACCCACCACCACAGCCCCCAACGCAGGCUACUCCUCCACUGCAGCCCAAAGCAAACAAUCAAGCAUCUCCUGCUGCACCCAGCAGUGAACAUGGACCAGAGCAGCCCUGUUACACUCCUCCGCAGACUCCAACACCACCUGAUACACCCCCCCUAGGCAAGCACAGUACUAGUUCCCCGCUGUCACAGCCGCAGUCAUCUGCUCAAGACACUUCACAGUCUCACUCUCCACCUCACAGUGGCACGCUGCCAAGGCCGCGGCCUGUGCCCAAGCCCAGAAACAGACCCAGUGUUCCCCCUCCUCCUCAUCCUCCUUCUCAGCUGGCUGGAGACGGUAUUAUUGCAAAUCCCACGCAAACAGCUUCCAAAAUAGUAACAGACUCCAAUUCCAGUAUUCCAGAACCACUUCAAAACCCUUCUGCAGAGCUUCCUACGGAGGCAGCGGGCAAAGAACUGCACAACCACCUCCCUCUAGAUAUUGACAAUGACACAGAAAGCACUGCUCUGUGAAGGGAGCCAAAACACUCUUUCCUUUCCUGACGGGAAAACUGACAGAGCCAACAGUGAAAAGCUUCUCCUGCCGGCACGGAGACCUGUGUGCACCUCAAUGCAGGGCGAGGAGCUGUGCAGGAGAGGUGUAAUGAUCUGUGUGCCUCGAGUUAUCCACAUCCCCGAUGGAAGGAAUUAAUCACGGCAGAAGCGUGCAUAGGAAGUGUAGCUGCUGCUGUUACCAACGGUAUUAGCGAAAUUCCAACCGAUUUUAAGAAGCGAAUUAUUAGUUAUUUAAAGUGCAUGUAUUACGGAAGUAAUCUUUUUAAUGCCGCGGUUAGACUCUUAUUCUAGUUGUUAGGCGUUACAAGGAGAGGCCUUGCGAGAGACAUUCCCUCACUGCUUUGCUGCAGGUUUUUGAGACGUGAACCAAAGCCGGCACAGCGGCGGUGACUGCUGGCCCUGUCACUGCAAACAGCUGUGUGUGCUCAGUGCCUUGACGGACUGUGACUGCAGGAGGAACCUUACUGUAUUGUAAUCAUUUCAGCGCUACUCUGUGAUCAGUACCUAAUCUGUAUUUCAUAGUUAUUUGUAUUAACCAGCCUGCUUUUUUGUUUAUGUGGAAUUAAUGACUGUUUGGAGAAAAAGCUGUGGAAGUGGUUUUGUGCUUUCAUAGGAAACGGUUGGAUUUUGAAAGAAAAAAAAAAUUCUUUGAACAUCUGUUUUGAUGCAUCAGUUGGGUGAACGUUUAUAAAAUUAAAGACCGCCUUUUGUCAA